AUGAAAUUGAGUAAAUGGUACACUGGCUCUACUAUCAAUAAUAAGAGUAAUAAUAAUGAAAAGAAGAAAAUUUGUAUUGAAGUACCAUUUAUUAACAAUGCUGCUAAAACGUUUAAAAAUGAUCUACGGAAAUUUAGUACCCAGAUUCGACCUGAUAUUGAGCUAUUGGUAAUUGAAAAACCACCACCCUCGGUACAAACAUCGUUUAAUCUUAAAGAUAAAAUACCCAAUUAUUUACAAUCGGACAUUGUGUAUGGGGUGAAAUGCCAAGAGUGCCCAUCAAAUUAUUUUGGGAAGACUAUUCGCCAAGCUAUUAGACGGCUUGAAGAGCAUGGUCUAAAGAGGCAUUCUCUGCAGAAUCUUUCAUCAGAGUCACCUACCACUUUACAAUCCCAGCCACAGAGCAAUACAACUGAUUUAAAUCAUUCGAUGAGGUCACACUUGUCGAGAAUAGCUAAAACGGAAGCUUCUAAGCGGAUUACUCAUCAGAUCAAACAAAUGGAGGUGUCCGAUGAUGAUAUAUUUGGUGACUAUAAUUUUAAAAAAGCAUCUAUUCCUCGAGAAAAAUCAGCUAUACAAAAACAUAGUGCAGAUAAGCAUCACAAUUUCGACUGGGACAACUGGAAUAUAACUGAGCGAGACAGGAUUCAAUAUCGUUUACUUAUUAAGGAGUCUCUCUCCAUUUUAGCACUGAAACCUGAUUUAAACGGUACAGUUCGAUCGGUACCGUUAAUUGUAUUUCCGAAUGGUUUAUCUAUGAAUCACAAGAAAAUAUAUGAUCCAGGCGGUUACACACAUUACAUUGAAGAAAGUAGAAAGAGAGAAAAGGAAUGA
Messenger RNA from Didymodactylos carnosus, 834 nucleotides. NCBI's taxonomy places the organism in Eukaryota, Metazoa, Rotifera, Eurotatoria, Philodinida, Philodinidae. The record is from the annotation of a GenBank genome assembly.